AUGGGCAAACACCACUACUAUGGACUAUUUUUUACUGCCUUGUGCGCACUCGGCGGUGUACAUGGUGAUUUCUCCUACGAAGACCCGGACCGAUGGGCAGAAACCGAUCCGGACUGUGGCGGAAUGCGCCAGAGCCCAAUCGAUAUCGUGCGCUCGGACGCUACGCUGCCCUCGCUCGACCAUGCGGCACCGCUGCUGCUCGAGGGCAGCACCCGCAAGCCGGUUUCGAUCAAUGUGACCAACAAUGGCCAUACCGCACAGUACACGUUCACCUGGAACACGGAGAGCGAACGGCCUGUUCUGCUCGGUGGGCCGCUACCGUUUGCCGCACCGUACGUGCUCGAGCAGAUGCACUUCCACUGGGGGGCCGAUAAUGGGCGCGGUUCGGAGCACACGUUCGAUGGGAUGGCGUACUCGGCCGAGGUGCACUUCGUGUUCUUCAAGCGGGAGUACGGUACGUUCGAGCAGGCUAUCUCCCACGAGGACGGGUUGGCCGUGCUCGGCGUGCUGUACGAGAUCGGCGGUGACAAGGUCAAGCCGGGUGCCAAGUGGGCACGGCCACUGCCAAAAAUCCGGCCCGCCGGUAGCACGAUCACGCUCGAAGACCGGGAAGUGUUCAGUCUUAGCUCGGUGGCGGGUGGCACCUGGCUGCGGUACUACUCGUACGCGGGCAGUCUCACAACACCGCCCUGCUCGGAAAGUGUCACGUGGAUCGUGCGCGACGGUACGUACCCGAUCGCGCAGAAGGAUCUGGACGAGUUGCGGAACUUGCGCGACUCGAACGAUAAACCGCUGGUCGACAACUUCCGUCCGGUGCAGCCACUAAACGGGCGUCCGGUGGUGCGUUACGGAUUCUAG
This is a messenger RNA of Anopheles marshallii, 858 nucleotides long. RefSeq names its product carbonic anhydrase 2-like. The coding region runs from base 1 to 858 and encodes 285 amino acids. Gene Ontology annotation, molecular function: carbonate dehydratase activity; zinc ion binding. NCBI's taxonomy places the organism in Eukaryota, Metazoa, Arthropoda, Insecta, Diptera, Culicidae. The transcript has 2 exons. The record is from RefSeq and is a predicted model, not a curated record.